Messenger RNA from Pestalotiopsis fici W106-1, 1188 nucleotides. RefSeq lists its product as uncharacterized. NCBI's taxonomy places the organism in Eukaryota, Fungi, Ascomycota, Sordariomycetes, Amphisphaeriales, Sporocadaceae. The transcript has a single exon. Gene Ontology annotation, molecular function: protein binding. Bases 1 to 1188 code for a protein of 395 amino acids. The record is from RefSeq and is a predicted model, not a curated record.
AUGUGUUUCGGCAGCCAAGACAAGCACGACGGAGCAUCUGCUCCUCGGCCAACACAAAUGCCCGAGCAAAAGGCAUCGAACAGCUCUUACCCGCCACAUCAACAGGGUCAAUAUCAACAAGCUGCUGGACCUUCGGACGAUUUUGCUGCUCCGCCAGGACCCCCUCCAUCUUCGAAGAAGGCCCAGAAUGAUAACUACGCAGCCCCUCCAGGUCCGCCGCCCUCCAAGCAAGCUUACCCAGGGGAUUAUGCUGCACCGUCGGGUCCGCCACCAUCCAAACAAUCGUACCCAGGAGACUAUGCUGCACCUCCGGGCCCGCCUCCUUCGCAGGACUACGCUCCACCAGCGGGACCUCCGCCGCCUCAGGAUGGCAAGAAGCAGCACGCCUGGGAGGAGGCCGUGCCGGAUACUGCACUGCUACCGCCGCCGCCCAACUUCUUUGGCGCGCAUGAGUACUCUCCCACCAACAACGCUACAGAGGAAGAGGCCGAAGAGGGCGAACGGUGGUGCCAGCGCAAUCCACUCUAUAACCCCUUGCAGCUAGACGGCGCGGCUCUCAAUGCGCUGCAGGUGGGCAACAUUAACCUCUUCACCCCGCCCUCCUUCCAGGGCGUGCUGGCGCAGACGGGCACGGGCGUGUGGAAGGGACACAGCUAUGCCGGAUGCCGCGACACGCACAUUGCCUCGUACCCGCCGCUCUACAGCGUCUCAGCACACAGCCCCCGGGCCACCCAAAAGAAGAAGACCAUUUACUACGAGGUCAAUAUCCUCCAGGAGAGUCGACACGAGAUUAGUCUUGCGCUCGGCUUUGCGGCCCCGCCAUACCCGGCUUUUCGGCUGCCGGGAUGGCAUCGCGGCAGCGUCGGCGUGCACGGCGACGACGGCCGCAAGUACAUCAAUGACCGGUGGGGCGGCAAGGACUUUGCGCAGCCGUUUCGGCGCGGCGAGACCGUGGGCCUAGGCAUGGAGUUGGCGCCCGACGGGGCCGUGGAGAUUUUCCAUACUCGCGACGGCCGCGAGGUCGGAAGGUGGAAUCUUCACGAGGAGCUCGAUGCCCAGACGGACUUGCCUGUGAAUGGGCUCGAGGGUUUCCAUGAUCUCUGUGCUGCUGUGGGUGUCUUUGACAAGGUUAGCUUUGAGAUUGUAUUUGCGCCUCGACAGUGGAAGUGGAAGGGGUACCAAGGUUGA